AUGGGAAACGUUUGUUGUACACAAUCAGAAAUAGCAAAAGAUGCUUUUGUUACAAAUACAUUAUAACCUAAUGAGGAGUAGAAUAUCCAUAAUAUUGCAUCUGGUGAUGAGCAAGAUAUAAUAAUAAACUCAAGAAACGAUGCAAUUAACUUUUACCUAAGUUCGUUUGUACAAAAUGAUGAUUAAAAUAUGAAUUAAUAGAAUGUAAUUUAAGUUGAUAGCAGUACAACUGAGGAGGGAGAAGUGAAAAUUAGCACAAUCUAAAUUAAAUAAACACUAUUUCUUAAUAAUAUAAAAAUGGAUUUAGAUUCUAUUAAAGCUCAUUAUUUGAUUUCAAAUUAGAAAUAUGAGGAUCAUAAUUUUUUACCAAAUAUAAAUUCUAUUACUGCUAAUCCAGAUUAAUUUCCUAUCUCAAAGAAGGUAAAUUGGAAAAGAAUAGAAUAAAUUAUUUCUUAAGCAGAAGUUAAAGUAUUUUAAGGAAAAAUAGAACCAGAUGAUAUCUACUAGGGACAACUUGGUGAUUGUUAUUUUUUAAGUGCUCUGAGCUCCUUAGCAGAAGAGCCUGAUUUGAUUAGUAGACUUUUUGAAAUUGUUGAGUAUAAUCCUCGUGGCUAUUAUAUAGUUUGGUUGAAUCAUGAUGGCUUCUGGAAAUAGGUUGUUAUUGAUGAUUAUUUUCCAUGUUUAAAUAAUUUACCAGCAUUUUCUAAAUCCCAUGAUAAUGAAAUUUGGGUUAUGAUUUUAGAAAAAGCAUAUGCUAAUUUAUUCAAAUCUUAUCACAACAUUUCAGCAGGCUUACCUGAGUUGGCAGUGAGUGAUUUAACUGGGUCUCCAUUUGAAUGGAUUUUCACAAAAAAUGUAGAGGAAACAUGGAAUUUUAUUUUUUCAAAAGUAGAAGAUGAAAAGGUGAAUACAAAAGUUAAAUAUAUACUUAAUGCAGGUUCUAAUUCUGACCCUAAGGGUGGUAUAGAAGUGAAGGAUAAUACAGGAAUUAUAUCUGGACAUGCAUAUGCUGUUUUAGAUGCUAAAGUUGUUAUGUCGAGAGAUGGGUAAGAAAGAAUUUUGUAACUAAGAAACCCUUGGGGAAAGGGUGAAUGGUAAGGAGCUUGGAGUGAUAAGUCAGAUAAAUGGACUCCUGAAUUGAAAAAAGAAUGUAAUUUAAGCAAUAAAAACGAUGGAUUAUUUUGGAUGUCUAUUGAAGAUUUUUGUUUAAAAUAUUCAAGUAUCUCUUGUAAUUAUGUCUAUGUUCAUAACCUGUACAAUGCUAUAAAAAUAGAUUUUAUGAAUCAAAGAAAUUAUGCUGUGAUAAAUUUUAAAUCAGUAAGAAACUCAAAUAAUGGAUAUAUUCAGUAUCACUAAAAGGACUAAAAGAACUUUAAAAAUAUUGAUGAUAAUUACGAUUACUCAUAAGUUAGAAUGAUUAUAUUUAGAGGAACUCCAAAUAACAUUAUUUCAUAUGUAGGAUAGGUCACUUCAUAUGCAAGAAAUGGUUUUAUUAAAGUUAAUCUCUAAAAUAAGGGGGAAUACUUUGCAAUAGUGUAAGUAAAUUGGGAGUAAUCUUUAACAAGAGAGUUGGCUAUUUCAAGUUAUACUGAAAAAGAGAUUUAUUUUGAUGACAAAAAUAUAUAAUAUACAGAUGAACUUAGCUUUAUUGAUGAUUGUCUUGCAAAAAUUCCACCAAAAAAAAGCGGAGAAGAGUAUGUCUAUAAAAAUGAUAGCUAAAUAUUUAGAUACACAAACUCUUCAUUCGGCUACUUUUAUUACGUUUAUGUAAACUAAAGCACUACAACUACUUUUCAAGAACACUUAACAAUGUCAAAAUUAGAACACUUAGAAAUAUGUCCUCCUUAUAAAGACUCUUAUUCUUUCGAAGUUGAGUUAAAACCCCAAACACAAAAAGUUGUUAAAUAUAAAAUCUUGCCUGAAGGAGAAGGAAAUUACCAAUAUCAUUUCAAAUUCACAAAUAGAUUUAUACUCUCAAAAGAGGACUUGAUAGAGAGAAUAAUUGAAAGCCAAAGUAACAAAAAGGCUCGAAAAAUAAAAGGAGUUGAAACUUAGGUUUAUUUUUAUAGCAUGUUCCAUGGUGAUGGUUUAGCUUUUUAUUAUUAAAACGACACUCAGCAUACCUACUAUGAGCAAUUAAAGUUAGCCUUAACAAACUUGAAAUCAGAAGAUAAUUUAGAUUUUACUCAAAUUGUAAAUAUCAAAAUUCCACCAAAAUCAGGCAAAUUACUAAAAUUUAAAGAAAUUAACGAGGAAUAUAAGGCAUCAUAUAAAAUUUCAUAUGCUGCAUACUUUAAAGAUUGA
Tetrahymena thermophila SB210 is the source of this 2304-nucleotide messenger RNA. RefSeq names its product calpain family cysteine protease. Gene Ontology annotation, molecular function: calcium-dependent cysteine-type endopeptidase activity. Gene Ontology annotation, cellular component: cytoplasm. The transcript is spliced from 6 exons. Gene Ontology annotation, biological process: proteolysis. The record is from RefSeq and is a predicted model, not a curated record. Lineage: Eukaryota; Ciliophora; Oligohymenophorea; Hymenostomatida; Tetrahymenidae.